This is a messenger RNA of Solea senegalensis (Senegalese sole), 8511 nucleotides long. It is a transcript of the gene plxnb2b, whose product is annotated as plexin b2b. Gene Ontology annotation, cellular component: semaphorin receptor complex. Gene Ontology annotation, biological process: negative regulation of cell adhesion; regulation of cell migration; semaphorin-plexin signaling pathway involved in axon guidance. NCBI's taxonomy places the organism in Eukaryota, Metazoa, Chordata, Actinopteri, Pleuronectiformes, Soleidae. The coding region runs from base 3 to 5561 and encodes 1852 amino acids. The record is from RefSeq and is a predicted model, not a curated record. Gene Ontology annotation, molecular function: semaphorin receptor activity; protein binding. The transcript is spliced from 35 exons.
AGAUGGCAAGCUGGGUCUCCCUUCUCCUCAUCCUUUUCUGUCAAUCGAUCUCACGAGCCCAGGAGGACAGCAGCAACCUUUCCAUCCUGGUGUUCCCCUCAGAGACCCCUAUCAACAAUGUUGUCCAAGACCCCCACACUGGCCGCAUUUACCUGGGAGCAGUCAACACUAUCUACCAGCUAGGACCAUCGCUCCGCCUGGAGGCGCGUGCCAAGACGGGCCCCAAAGAGGACGCGCGGACCUGUACGCCCCCCUCCUCAGCCUGUCAGGACACAAAGUUCAUGCCCAAUCUCAACAAGCUUCUGUUGAUCCACCCAUCCAAUGGUUCUCUCAUAGUCUGUGGAAGCCGCUACCGAGGCAUCUGCUCCCUCCUCAACCUGACCAAUGUGACACAGCAGGUGUAUUACAGUGACAGUAAAGGAGAGAGGACUUAUGUGGCCAGCAUCGAGGAUAACGUGAACGUGGUGGGCGUCAUGUCCACCUACUCUAAAGAGGCACACAACUUCAGUGUGUUUCUUGUUGGGAAGGGCUACGGGAGCCUGGACAGUACAAAACUCAUCAGCACACGCAUCCUUCAGGACUACGGGGACUGGGUUGUGUUUGAGAGCAUCAUCGAGGCGUCCACAGUACAGACGACACCGUUUGUUCCCAAGUACCUGCACGACUUCCGCCAUGCCUUCAAAGAGGAUCGGUUUGUUUAUUUCCUCUUUUCGCGGACACUUGACGGUACAGACAAUAAAAACUUGACCUUCGUGUCUCGUCUUUGCGAGGAAGACCCUCACUAUUAUUCCCACACAGAGCUCCAGUUAAACUGUGGUGCAAAUAACCGAUACAACAAAGUCCAAGCUGCAUACGUGGCUUCUCCGGGGAAAGAGCUGGCGCGGCUCAUGACCGAGUUCAGUAAGUAUGGAAAGGUCAACUCCUGGAACAAAGUUCUGUUCAUGGUGGCGAGUCCAGAUGACGACGACAGUGACUCUGCCCUCUGUAUGUAUCCACUCAACUCCAUCAAUGAGCGGCUGGUGGACAUCAUCAGUGCCUGCUACAGUGAUUCGGGGAAGAUUUCCGGGUAUCCUGCUGUGGACAUUCCCUACUCAUCUAAAACUGAUGAAUUCUGCACGUCAAAAAUUGCAAAGGAUACAUUGGAAAACUUUAAGUGUGGUGCAGACUUUCUGCCCUCCCCUCUGGCCAGCAAGCCAAGAUUUGCCUUAAAGGCAGAUGCAGUCCUGACCAUGUCAGGCCUUCUGACCGCUGUGGCUGUUGCUGUUGAGAAUGACCAUACCAUCGCCUUCUUGGGGAAUAACCAGGGAGAGGUCUUCAAGGUACACUUAACUGCGGAGCCAUAUGUGUACAGCAAGACUCCUGGUGAGACCAUGGGAGAGAAGGUCAACAAGAACCUUUUCUUUGACCUCAGUCACCUCUACGUUACCACUGAGAAAAAGAUCAUCAAGGUGCCAGUGCAGACGUGCCUCCAAAACAAAGACUGCCAAUCAUGUGUGCAACUGAGGGACCCGUACUGUGGCUGGUGUGUCCUAGAGGGCAGGUGUACCAGGAGGUCUGAGUGCCGACGGGCUGAGGAGAAGAAUGGCUGGCUGUGGAGCCCGAGGCAGCAGUGUGUCAAGAUUGUCUCCUUCUAUCCCCCAAACCUUUCCUGUAAAAAGACUGGCAAGGUGAGGAUAAACAUCCCCUCCUUGCCUCACAUCGGACCCUCCGACCGUCUACACUGCACCAUCGAGUCGUUCAAGAGUGAGGGAGUCAUGUCCGAAUUUGGUCAGGUCUCCUGCGAUCUACCCCAACCGUCACUUAUACCACAAACACCUGAGGUCCAAGACUUUGUUGCGGUGGCUGUAAGCGUCUUCGUCAACGAGACUGUGGAGUUGGCCACGCGCGAGUACAAGUUCUACAACUGUGCUGCCACAGUGUGGAAAUCUGAAAACACACCUUGUAUGUCAUGCGUGGCCAGUCAGUGGGGCUGCCAGUGGAACGUAUUUGACCAUACCUGCGGUGACAUGGACGAAAGUGUGGUGGGUCCCAAUAUCAUCAAGCACCGUCAGGGAACAAAGUGUCCUCAGUUUGAGAAUCCUGAUCCUGUGCUGAUUCCCGUCGGCUCCAAGACUUCGAUCAACUUUGAGGGGAUCAAUCUGGAACUCUACCAGGGUCACAUUUUCACAAUCGGCACCGAGCUCAUGAAAAACGUGGAGGAAGAGGUCACUUUUGAGGACGGGCUCUUCUAUACCUUCAGUGGCCACAAUUUUUCCUACAAUAAAUCACCGGAGACCAAUGUUCUUUUCUACAUGAAGGACAAGGAGUCAGGCAAGAAGAUGGACAGCACAGUGAACGUCACUCUGUACAACUGCUCAGUGGGGAGGGAGGACUGCAGCCUCUGUAAGAACGCCGAUCCAGUGUACAGCUGCGUGUGGUGUGCCAUGCAGAAGGCAUGUGUUCAUAAGAAGCUGUGCAGUACACAACACGGCACAGAGGAUCCCUCCAACAUUGAGUGCCCCAACCCCCACAUCACUACUAUCAGCCCUCUUUACGGACCCCUGCGGGGAGGCAUCUCCAUCACCAUCCGUGGUUCCAACCUUGGCAUCCACAAGGAAGACAUUAAAAGCAUCACUGUAGCCAAACAGCCCUGCAUCCAUCAGGAGGAGAAGUACUCUGUUUCCACAAGUGUGGUGUGUGAGAUCGGCCCUGUGGUUCAUCUCAGCGAAUUCUGGGGCGAGGUGGAGGUGGAGGUGAAGGGCGGGAAGAAAGGAAUAUCCCCCAUUCGCUUCACCUUUAGGGACCCAAUUCCUGAGUCGGUGAAACCUGCAAGGGGUCCUAAAGCAGGAGGAACCCUCAUUACAAUAUCUGGGCGAUUUCUGGACACUGGCAGUAAGGAGGAUGUCCAGGUUACCAUUGGAGGGGUGAACUGUACUGUGGAGCGUUUCGGAGCAGAGAUCACCUGCAGGACAGGAGAAUAUCGAGCAGAUAAGGUGCCCUCUGACCCUCUCAACAUCGCAGUGAAGUAUGGGAAGAGCUUCACAGCUGCCAUUCCGAAUUCUUUCCAGUUCUUGGAAAAUCCCAACAUUCUGGACCAUCAACCCAAAGGAAGCUUUGCUUGUGGAGGGAGGAACAUCGUGGUGACCGGCUCCGGUUUUGACCUGAUCCAGACAGCUGUAUUAAUGGUCCAAGGAGGCAACACAACAUCAUUUGAGGAUGCCCGUGAAAAGAACGACACAGUCAUCUGGUUUCAGUCUCCGACAGUGAACCACUCUCUGAACCAGCACCUAAAAACCUACAUUAAGCUGGACAACUGUGUGAAGGAACUGAAGCCCUUCGACUACCACCCUGACCCCUCCUUCAACAAGCUGACGAAGAAGGUCAUCACCGAGGCCAGCAUCAUCAUCGUCACUGGUCGGGGAUUCUCCAAAGCCAUGACGGCCAAAGAGGCUCAAGCGUUUGUGGGUGAUGUUUCUUGUCUAGUCAACACACUUCAGGAUGACAAGCUGUUCCUGGACCCACCGUCCAUCAAGCCCCGCGCUCGUUCCAGACACCACCCCAGAGACACCAGGCCUGAGCUGCUGGAUCUAACGAUCAAGUUUGGGAAGGGAGAGUGGGUGGUCGACUCGGUGCAAUACGAGAGUAGGAGUGAGUCGUCACUUUACAUCAUCAUCCCUGCUGUCAUUGUGCCCAUGCUGCUAAUCAUUGCUAUCUCUGUCUACUGCUAUAGGAGAAAGAGUCAGCAGGCAGAGAGAGAGUAUGAGAAGGUGAAACACCAGCUCGAGAACCUGGAGGAGAGCGUGCGAGACCGCUGCAAGAAAGAAUUCACAGACUUGAUGAUAGAGAUGGAGGACCACACCAACGACCUGAGCGAGGGACGAAUCCCCUUCCUGGACUACAAGACCUACACAGACCGCGUCUUCUUCCUACCGUCUAAGGAUGGCGCCAACGAUGUGAUGAUAACAGGGAAGCUGGACAUCCCACAGUCUCGAAGGGCCACAGUGACCCAGUCACUCAACCAGUUUUCCAACCUCCUGAACUCCAAGACCUUCCUCAUUAAUUUUAUCCGCACCCUGGAGCGUAGUCAUGACUUCAACGCCAGGGCAAAGGUGUACUUUGCGUCCCUGCUGACUGUGGCUCUGCAUGGCAAACUGGAAUAUUACACUGACAUUAUGAGGACACUGAUGCUGGAGCUGAUGGAGGAAUAUGUCCACAGCAAGAACCCCAAACUCAUGCUGCGCAGGUCAGAGACGGUGGUGGAGAGGAUGCUCUGUAACUGGAUGUCUAUCUGCCUUUACCAGUUUUUGAAGGACUCUGCUGGCGAACCCUUGUAUAAAUUGUUCCGUGCCAUUAAGCACCAGAUCGAGAAAGGACCUGUGGACGCCAGAGUGAAGAAAGCCAAGUACACUCUCAAUGACACAGGCCUGUUGGGCGACGACGUAGAGUACUCUGUCCUGACGGUGCAAGUCCUGGUGCACGGCGAGGGUCCAGAUGUCACGCCCGUCAAGGUGCUGAACUGUGACACCAUCUCACAGGUGAAAGAGAAGAUAAUAGAGCAGGUGUACAGGAACCUGCCUUACUCCCAGCGGCCCAAGGUCGACAGCGUGACGCUGGAGUGGCGUCCUGGGUCAACGGGGCAGAUUUUGUCUGAUCUGGACUUGACUUCCCAAAAAGAGGGCAGGUGGAGACACAUCAACACUCUGGCACAUUAUAACGUGCGAGAUAACGCUACAUUAGUAUUGUCCAGGGUGCUCCACACUCAGCAGAACUACGAUCAGAAUCAAGAAAACCACGAGGAGCGAAAUGCUCUGUUGGAUGAUGACAAGGUAUUUCAUUUGGUGAGGCCGCAAGACGAACUGGAUGAGAUCAAAUCUAAACGAGGAAGCAUCAAGGACAAGUCGAUGACCAAAGCUAUUACAGAGAUCUAUCUAACACGGCUUCUUUCUGUCAAGGGGACAUUGCAGCAGUUUGUGGAUGACUUUUUCCGCAGUGUGCUGUGCUCGGGGGCAGUGGUGCCACCGGCUGUCAAGUAUUUCUUUGACUUCCUGGAUGAACAGGCACUGAAACACAACAAUGUGGAUGAGGAAACCAUCCAUAUCUGGAAGACAAAUAGCCUUCCUCUACGGUUCUGGGUGAACAUCCUUAAGAAUCCCCACUUCAUCUUUGAUGUCCACGUGUCUGAAGUAGUGGAUGCCUCUCUCUCUGUCAUCGCCCAGACCUUCAUGGAUGCCUGCACCAAGAGCGAGCACAAACUCAGCCGGGACUCUCCAAGUAACAAACUACUCUAUGCAAAGGAGAUCUCCACCUAUAAGAAGAUGGUGGAUGAUUACUAUAAGGGCAUUAGGCAGAUGGUACCCGUCAGUGACCAAGACAUGAACACUCAUCUGGCAGAGGUGUCACGGUCUCACACAGACAAACUGAACACGCAAGUGGCUCUCCAUCAGCUUUACCAGUAUGCCAGCAAAUAUUAUGAUGGGAUCAUCGCAUCUCUAGAGGAGGAUCCAGCUGCCCAGAGUAAACAGCUGACCCUGCGGCUCCAGCAGAUAGCAGCCGCCCUGGAAAACAAAGUGACUGACCUCUAACCCCCCCCCCCAGUGAAGGGAUGGAGGGAGGGGGGGUAUAGUACGAUACUGCCAGUGACUACAGGGGCUUAUUUCUUUUUUUUUCAGCGUGUAUAACAUGGAAAUAAGUAAAAGUGAGAAGGGACUCGUAUACUGUAGGUAUAUGUCGUCCAUCAUGGCCCUGGGACAUUUUUCUGUACAGCAGACUAACAGGGACUAAUGGUAUGCAGAUAAAGCGCAAAAAGGGGAAGAAAAUGAUGGGUUACACUUUCAUAGGUACGCCUUAAAGCUAACUUGCCAAACCUUAAAGGUCUGUGUGCGUGCACCCUCAAGCUUCACUGAAUAUUGCUCCUACAUCGCAGUGUGGGAGACUUCUCACUGAGAAUUAAGCCCUUCUGUGGAAAACUGGCAUAGGAGAUAAUCAGAUGUUCAAUUUCUUUAUGUGUAGAAAAGGUUUUAAGAAUUGUAUUAUAUAUUUUUUUUAUCGUGCAGUCUUUAUGCGGAAAGCUUUAUAAGGAAAAAAAUUAUCUUUUUAAAUGGAUCACCUUGUGGUACGGAUAGUGUUUUUAUUAGCCUGUGUGUGCGUAGAUGUCUGUGUGAAGUACAUGUGAACAAGAGCGUGUAUCGCGUAACUUGAGUGUGUGAGUGUGGAAAUGUUUGUGCACACACAGGAUGCCUACUAACAGGCGCGAGUGUGAAGAGACGCCUGCUUUCUGUCAUUUAAUGCCCCAAACCUGGUGACACACUGGAGCCAGUGCUCUAAUCUAGCUUUUUGACUGAGACCAAAGGGUCCUCAUAAGGACACUGUACAUUGCUAGAUUACACAGUGUCCUUAUAAGGACACUGGCAUUAAUAUGAGCCUGUAUAUUGCUAGAACACACACUCUAUACACAAUCUAGCAACAUGCUGGCUCAUAUGAAUGCCAGGUCAUUAGUAGCUUCAGAAAUAGUCGAGUUAAAUUCUUCACUUUUAGCCGGAUUUCCUUUUGUGCUAAUGGAAAUCAAUGAUAGCACACUCUGUCUCCCUUUAUUGUACAGUGCCAUGAUACAUUCCACUUCAACUAAAGCACACAGGGGAAGUUUUUUAAGACAUUUCAUUUACUUACCGAUUUUUUUCUUACGGUUUCUUUUCUUUUUUUUAAAUAUCGGCAAGAAGCAACUUUACUCUGCCGUGGAGCCAUGUCAUCUCAUAUUAGCCCUGCAAUAACAAUACCUUGAGCCACAUUUAACUAUUGCAUUAGCGUUCUAAAUUCAUGCACAUACAGUAGUAAUUCAGCAAUAUGUUCGAUGAUUUUCUUAAUGGCUUAAUGCAUUUUUUAGUGUUAAUGCUUUUAGUGCCAUUUUUUUAGUAUUAUCCUUUUAAUGUUCCAAAUAAUCGUCAAGCAUUCUGCCUCUAAAGCUAUGAAAGAGCCUAUUGCAUAUGAUUUUAAUAAUCUAUUAGAGAUGCAGUUGGUACUUAAGUGGAACAUUUUGAAAAAGUUACAGUGGUUUUAGCCUUCGUAUGGUGUGUAGGGAGGGUGUCAGGUUCAAUCAUGUACAUAAUUGUUAUUAUAAUUGGAAUAUUGAUAUGUCAGUGUCAAAGCUGGGGUGUUGACAGGAUGGCAAUGAGAGUUUGAUAUUUCUUGGGCCAUUUAACACAACCAUGUUUUAUCUCGAAAUUGUAGGUUUUCCUGAUGACAGAUGAUUUAAUUGUACUCUCUCUAUCUGAUCUUGGAUGUGUGCAGUUGACGGAGCAUAACGAGCUCCCAAGACCACAGAAUGUUAACGAUUCCUGCCUUGGAUAGAGAGGGGUUUUCACAGACCUAGAGCCUGCCUGCCUGCCUGCAAUCUCAGCAUGGCACCAUGGUAUCCUGACCAGCGGCACUUGGCUCUGCCCACUCGGUGCAGUGCAGAGUGGCACUCUGUAUAAUGGAAUCAGCAGGGGAGGCUUUUGAUCUUAAUUGCAUGCUGACUGCAGUCUCCAUACUUGUCUCCACUGUUGUUUACUGCUGACUCUUCUCUCACUGACAAAGUUGAUGCAAGGCUUCUUUCAGAGCAUUUCUUUAACCAAAAAUGUGCCUUAUUGAAUAGGAUGAUACAUGUACGUGUAUUGUUUCUAAAUUAACCUAGGUGAUUAUGAUGAUGAUAGUGCUAUAGACACAGCAAUGUAUUUGGACUUGUGAUAUUAUGUGUGCUGUCUAAAAUGCUAGAUGCCCUGCUGCAGCCAUUUGUGUGCCAAUAGGCUGAAGACAUUUCAGUAAGAUUUCUUUUACGAUUGCAGUUUUGAUGUGUGCAUUUUAUUUGGGUGUCUGUGGUGUGUGCUUAGUAGGACUUUGAUGGCAAAGGCAAAAAGCCAAAAUGAAUACAUGUGUAAUAGUGGCCAAUGUGAUUUGGAUUUCCCUUGAAAAUGUCUGGCAUUUCCAAAUUAGUCUGGAGUCAAAAGAUGUAGAUUGAAUAUAGCGCAAAAAUUGUUCCAGUUGUGUUCAUUGUUUUGCCCAGUGUUUCUAAGCUAUUCCACAGUGUGAACGAAAAAUGACUAUCUAUACUCGACAAAUGACCUUUCUUACUGCUGUGCAGUUAUUAUUUUUAUUUCUUGUUUGCUAUACCAUAUAAAUCUUUGUAAAACAUGUUGAAAUACUGUAUUCUAACUGUAUAAUCCUAUGCAUUGAGUCCUGGAACAAAAAAAGAAAAGUGAAAAAAAAAACAACAAAAAAAAACAGUUUGUGCAGUUGUCCAGACCUUUUUUUCCAUUUUGAAACUUGUGAAUGUGCUGUAACGAUUAAAGAAACUGGGACAUUCCAUUUUCAGUACAAAACAUAGGAAGCCAACGCUCUCCUCCCCAUUUAAGGCAGCUCAGAAGAUGCUUGACGGUGUGUACUGGAGGAACAUCAUUUCACAAAGGUUGUGUGUGUGUGUGUGUGUGGCCGGAGAAGUUACACAUAGGUUUCAUCAGACACUCCGCCAUGAAUAAACUCAGAGACAUAUGCCCUUCA